Messenger RNA from Dacryopinax primogenitus, 2304 nucleotides. RefSeq names its product COG4-domain-containing protein. The transcript is spliced from 8 exons. Bases 58 to 2304 code for a protein of 748 amino acids. NCBI's taxonomy places the organism in Eukaryota, Fungi, Basidiomycota, Dacrymycetes, Dacrymycetales, Dacrymycetaceae. The record is from RefSeq and is a predicted model, not a curated record.
CGCGUAAUUCCGUCGUGCGACAACAGUCCUUGCAGUACAUCUGCAGUCCAAUUUCCAAUGGAGCUGGAGGGCAGGCUAAGCCCUCGUACGCUGACGACCUUACCGUCGAUCGUCAGUGCACUCGCUGCGGUCCAAGCCGACGAAUCCGCCAUCUUCCUCUCCCUCUCUAAGCUUCUGUCCGAUCGGCAGCCCAUCGCCAACUCGCUCGUUCGUUUGAAGUACCUCAUAGAGCGAGUCGAAGAGUUGGAACAUGAUGCAGACGGUCUUGUCGGCAAAGUCAGUGUUACAGCGCGCACCGCUGAGCUUGUGGGUGGGAAGGUGUCGGCGCUUGAUGAGGAGAUGCGAAGGGUGCGAGAAGCUGCUGAUCGAGUCGGGUUGAUCGCGGACCUGAAGUCAUCACUCUCGGACAUACAAUCUGACAUUGAGGCUCAAGAUUGGGAGUCUGCAACCAGACAUUGCAGCAGGGCAAUGCUAACUCCGAAAGAGGUAAUUGAAGGCGCGUUCGCGGAGAAGACAGUGCCUACUGCGGAUUUACCUCUCCCUCCCUCACAGACGCUUGAGGACGCUCGGAAGGUGCUGCUUCAAACAUUCCAGCGACACUUUUCUAUUGCCGCGCAAAAACGAGACUCGGCAGCAGUUAGCCGAUUUUUUAAGCUAUUUCCUGCUAUCGGAUGGGAGCAGGAGGGAUUGCAGGCAUAUUCCGACUUCGUUGUAGAACUCGUGCGAGGGAGACAGCCAAUUUCGGGGAAAACAUCAUCACCUAUGUAUUAUAUCUCGAUGAUGACGGCGUUGUUCGAGUCCAUCGCCUUGAUAGUUGAUCAGCACCAGCCGGUUGUUGAGAAAUAUUAUGGCCCGGGAAAGAUGAUCCCGGUGGUAGUUCGCCUGUUACAGGAGGCGGACAAGGUCGUGCGAAUAUUGAUUGAGGGGUGGGAGGACGAACGAGCCAUGAAGCGGAAGCUGACCGAAGCACGAGACGCCAGUUUUGCUGCUCUUACCCCUGCGGGAAAGAAACAGUCCAAUGGUGUGGAGGAUGAAGGGCCGGAUCCGCGAGAAAUCGACAAGGUGUUGACCGAAGCUGCUGGCAUGGCGGGCAGAUGGGGCUUGUUCAGACGUUUCUUGCUGGACCGGUUGAAGAGGAAAUCUGCCCCAUCAGAAGAUGACGUUGACGCUGAACCCACAGCAGACACCGUGCAGUCUUCCAGUAACGGGGAGCAGUCUGAGGAGGAUCAAGCGACGACUGUCCUGACAAUAAUCGACGAGUCCGGCUGUCAGAAAGAUAUCAAUCAUCUACUCAAGGCCUACUACGAGCCGCUUGAGCUCUGGUAUCUUCGCUCGGUCAUCGAUCGAGCCCAUCGGAUGUCCAGUGUGGACAGCUCCCAGCCCACUCCGCAGACGACAACACCGGACGACUCGUUCUAUAUCCUACGGCUGGUACUGCACCGUUUGAUCUCGAGCUCCUCUUUGCCUACGAUGGAAAGGAUGUGCAAGCUUGUGGAGGAGUUGAUGGAACGAGAUUAUGGUGGUGUGAUGCGCAGGAAGCUGGAAGACGUGUAUCGAGGUGUGCAGAGUAUGCCUGCUAGCAAGGAGAAAGAGCGAGUGGAGCGUGAGAGCCGCACAACGUUCAUCAUCUGCCUUAACGACCUAGACGUGUCGGCAUCUCACAUGGAGCGACUGACUGAUGAUUUGCUAGAAUCCCCUCUCAUUCCCCAGAACUUCCUAUUGAGGGAGAUCGAAGCCGCCCGAUCUCGGAUCUCCUCCCUCCUCUCCCUCGUGCCAAAGUUCCGGUCCAUCCUAAAGUCAGGCGUGGAGCAGCUGUUCAACCAGCUCGUCCGGCCACGUCUACGAGCGCUCAUGAGCGAUAUCUACAAAGACGUCACUUACGUGCUGGACGAAGACGGGUACGCCAAUGCCGAAUAUCAGGAUGUGGUGAAGAAGCGGUUUGUCAAGUCGUGGGAAGCGGUGCUCGAGGGGUUCAAGGACAGUUUCACUGAGGUGAACUUCCGGAUGUUCUGGACCCUUGCGAUAGACGUGAUCGUCCGGCCUUGGGAGAAACUGGUGCUGGGCAUGAGGUUCACCGAGCUGGGAGCGAUCCGGUUCGAUAGGGAGGUGAGGAGCAUCAGCUCGUAUCUGACCUCGCAGACGUCAUUUGGCGAUGCGAGAGAGAAGCUCCAGCGGCUCCAGCAGAUCGCGACUGUCCUCAACCUUGACGCUGAGGAAAGCGUAGACGAGUUCUACACGUCGAGUGGGAUUGCGUGGCGGCUCAGUGCGAGCGAGGCACGGUCGAUCGCUGCGCUGAAGGCUUGA